Molecule: messenger RNA, 4299 nt
Organism: Knipowitschia caucasica
Lineage: Eukaryota; Metazoa; Chordata; Actinopteri; Gobiiformes; Gobiidae
Source: the annotation of a GenBank genome assembly
AUGUUUUGCCGCUGUCCGGACAACAGAGGGUCCGGAGACUCCCGAGGACAGGGAGUGAUCAUGUCGACUGUGAUGUCUGAGCAGCUCCAGAAGGAAGAAGAUGCGGGAGAAGAGGAGGAGGAGGAUGAAGAGCAGGGUGAAGAGUUCGUGUUUGAGGACAGCUCUGAGGAGGAUAACCAACCAGAGGAGAGCAGAGGAAACGCAAAAGACAUUGAACUCUCUGUGACCGCCGCAAAAAUUGAUGUGACGUCAAUUUGCAAUUCUCAAGCGCCUUCGGAAAAUUACAUCCAAGAGGUUUGCGACGCUGUUCCACCUGCUGGACAGGAGGGGGCGCCAGACAAAGAUGUAGCAACCAUUCCAGUCUCAGAUGUUCCAGUUAGUGAGUCACCCAGCUGGACUGUGCCAAAUGCUGGGUUCGACAGCACUACUGCAGAACCUUGUCCGGGGGAAGAACGCCAAGAAUCUCCCGCAGUAAAACUUCCUCAAGCAGAAGACCACUGCAACAACACCAGCCAGGAAAUCACCUGCUCGGGGGACACCUCAGAAGCAGCGGCUUGCGAGACUACAGAGGUGAUCUAUGAUGAUGUUCCAAACGAGGACCUCCUCUCUCCCGACGAAGAUAUGAUCUAUGAAGACGUUCAAAGUAACACCGGCCGAGCGGCGGCUGCAGACAAUGGAUGGAGCUCCAGCGAAUUCGAAAGCUACGACGAACAAUCCGAUAACGAGAGCAAACAGCCGACACGAAGCAAGGACUGUGCCAAAUGCUGGGUUCGACAGCACUACUGCAGAACCUUGUCCGGGGAAGAACGCCAAGAAUCUCCCGCAGUAAAACUUCCUCAAGCAGAAGACCACUGCAACAACACCAGCCAGGAAAUCACCUGCUCGGGGGACACCUCAGAAGCAGCGGCUUGCGAGACUACAGAGGUGAUCUAUGAUGAUGUUCCAAACGAGGACCUCCUCUCUCCCGACGAAGAUAUGAUCUAUGAAGACGUUCAAAGUAACACCGGCCGAGCGGCGGCUGCAGACAAUGGAUGGAGCUCCAGCGAAUUCGAAAGCUACGACGAACAAUCCGAUAACGAGAGCAAACAGCCGACACGAAGCAAGCUCUCCCCCGAUGUUCUCCGCCUGAGAGAGCGAUGUGCCAGGACCAAACGCGAACUGGCUACGAGGCUAGCCGGCAAGCACAACUAUGACAUGAAGGUCCAGCAGCUUAUGAAGGCGGCCAAGAGUGGGACCAAGGAUGGGCUGGAGAAGACCAAAAUAGCCGUUAUGAGAAAAGUGUCCUUCCUACAAAGAAAGGACCAAUUUGAAGAGGAAGACGAUGCAGGCUAUUUGGAUGUGGCCGUGUCCGAGGUGAAGCAUCCUCCCCCACAGCUGAGCCCGAUGCCAGAAGGACUCUCCAGCCAUCAGGUUGUCAGGCGCCAUAUCCUCAGCUCUAUCAUUCAGAGCGAGCGCAGCUACCUCGAGUCCCUGCGAAGGAUUUCACAGGAAUACCACCGGCCCUUGUUGGAGGCUGACCCCCGCAUCAUCAGUCCCAGGAAGAUCCGCCCCAUAUUUUACCGAAUAAGAGAGCUGACGCAGUGCCACUCCAUGUUUCAAAUCGCACUGACAUCUCGAGUAUCGGAGUGGGACAGCAGUGAAAAGAUUGGAGACCUUUUUGUUGCAUCGUUUUCCAAGUCCAUGGUGCUUGAUGUUUACAGCGAUUAUGUCAACAAUUUCACCAACGCCAUGGCUCUGAUUAAAAAGGCCUGCAUGUCUAAGCCUGCAUUCCUGGAAUUUCUUAAGAAAAAGCAGGCGUCCAGCGUUGACCGAAUAACGCUGUAUGGUUUGAUGGUCAAACCCAUUCAAAGAUUUCCACAGUUCAUUUUACUUCUUCAGGACAUGCUGAAGAACACUCCGAAGGGUCACGUGGACCGCCUCCCGCUGCAGCUGGCUCUGACCGAGCUGGAAGCGCUGGCUGAGAAGCUGAAUGAACAGAAGCGCGUGGCUGACCAGAUUGCAGAGACUCAGCAGCUCGCCCGCAGUGUAGGAGAUCGACUGCUCAGUAAGCAACUGAACUCUAAACAGGGGUCGCUGGUUCUUUGUGAAACACUUAUUGAGACCGUGUAUGGUGAGCGGGGACAAGUUCUGAAAUCGAAGGAGAGAAAAGUCUUCCUCUUUGAUGAUGUCCUCAUCUGUGCAAACAUAAAUGUCAAGGGGUCUCCCGAUAUCAGCAGCUUGGUCCCUGUCGGCCCCAAGUACACCAUGAAGUGGAGUGCCCCAUUACAACAGGUGCAAGUGGUGGAAGUCGGCCAAGAGGGUUCUCAAAGCAAAGACUCCUUCACCUUCCAGCCAAGUGGUGCUAAGCGACCUGCCAUCUCGGCGUGCUCUUCAGUGUCAGACAUCCUAGGUAAGGCCCUCCUGGGACCCCCACGGCUCUACCAGGAACUCCAGGAACUGCAGCACGACCUCUCUGUUGUGGAGGAAGUUACUCUUCUAGUGGGGACACUUCAGGGCACAUACCAGAAUCUGAACACCACUGUGGCUCAGGACUGGUGUUUGGCCCUCCAGAGACUUAUUCGCAUCAAAGAAGAACAGAUCCAGUGUGCCAACAAAUGCCGCUUGCGCUUGCAGGUGCCCGGCAGGCCAGACAAGUCAGGGCGCCCUGUCAGCUUCAUGGUGGUGUUCAACACUCAAACCCCUCUGAGUAAGAUCUCCUGGGUCAACCGUCUGCACUUGGCCAAGAUCGCACUGCGUGAGGAGAACACACCGGGUUGGUUAUGUGGAGAGGAUGAUGGGAAAACAAUGCCACCCUUUUGGUAUCCACUCCUGGCCUGUCACAUGCCUGUAUUUGCAACAAAGUCACCUGAAAGAAAGCUGGAAGCUGCCCUCCACCAUCCUGUUCACUGCGCAUUGUUGGGCUUCUCUGCAGCGAGCACCUCCUUACCUCAGGGCUACCUCUGGGUCGCUGGUGGAGGCGACCCAUCGCAGGGGCAGAUAGAGAUCUUUUCUCUCAACAGGCCUGUGCCCAGGGCGGUGAAGAGCCUGCAGCUAGGCUCGGCCGUCCGUUGUCUGGAGUAUAUACCUGAGCUCUGUACCAAUGAGGAUGAAGCUGCACUUCCCAAGUCUCCCACCGGGAGCAGCUCCAACAUUUGUAUUGGAUUGGACGAUGGGCGUGUUCUGGUGUAUGGCAGCGUGGACACUGCAGCACAGUGUGUGUUGACCCUCCAUAACCCUGAAGGCUGCCCAGUGCUGUGCCUCAAGCACUCCUCUCACUUCCUGUUUGCUGGUUUGAGAAACGGCACCAUCAAGGUUUAUAGAAGACACCAGAGUGAUGAGCUUUGGGAGUCGGAGCCGUGCCGAUCGGUGAGUUUGGGAUCUGAACCAGUGCGGACUCUGCUGGUGCUGGAUGAGAAUGUGUGGGCGAGCAGCGGGAAUACAGUCACAGUGAUGGACUCCUCCAACUUCAACUUUCAGAAGUUUGAAGUGCACCCAGAGCCGAUGGUGAGUGUGGCACACAUGGCGCAGGCCGGCGGCGGGGUGUGGAUGGCUUUUUCUGAGGGGUCGUCCCUUCGUCUGUUUCACACGGAGACGCUGGAGCUUCUGCAGGAGAUCAACAUCUCCAUGCGCUCCACACUUCUCAACACUGGCCAAAAGAUGCGUGUCACAAGCCUGCUUAUUUGCCAGGGUCUCUUAUGGGUGGGCACCGCACAAGGCCUAAUUGUCACUCUACCCGUUCCCAAAUUGGAAGGCAUCCCCAAAAUUACAGGUAAAGGGAUGAUUUCUCUGAACGCCCACAGUGGACCCGUCGACUUCCUCGUGGCCACCAGCAGCUCCCUGUCCCCAGAGCUUCUCAAGAGAGACUCAUGGUGCGACGGUCCAGACUCUGCGUGCGGUGGAGAGGAGCGCAGUGACACCUCCUCACAAGAGUCGCUCCAGCAGCAGUCCUCCUCAAACCAGGCCGAGCCCAGAGGCCGAGGCCGCGGCGUGAUCCUCCAGUACCGCCUGCGCUCCACCUCCGGUCUGCCAGGGCACCUGCUAUCGCCCGACGGGGACGAGGUUUCCGAAUCCUCCCUGGAGUCCCUGGAGCACAGCGUGGAGGACGGCUCUAUUUACGAGCUGAGCGACGACCCCGAGAUGUGGGUGCGGGGGCGGGGUCCGUGCGAGCGGGAGGCGGCGCGCAAGGACCGGGUGAGCUCGGUGGCCGUGCUCUCCGGAGGCAGAGGCUUCCGGAGACUGAAGGAGAGAGGAGCGAACAGGACGGGUGCAGAGGGGUCGGAGAAUGUCCUCAUGGUGUGGCAGCUCCCUCUGACUGUCUGA